CAGGAGGACGCAUGCGCGCUGGCAUCUUGGAGCACCGAGAGGAAGCAGCGGGAAUCAUGGAGAACUACCAGAAGUCCAAGACUGUGGAGCGGCCUCCUCCUCUCCCUUUCAGCAAUCUGCCCGUGGACAUCAUCGAGAUGAAAGUGAAAGAUGGCAGCAAAAUCCGGAACCUGAUGGGCUACGCCAUUGGCAAGAUGGAGCUGGAUCCGGUGAGGCAGGUCCUCUUCAGCGGCGCCGGCAAAGCCAUCAGCAAGACGAUCACCUGCGUGGAGAUCAUGAAGCGGCGGCUGAGCGGCCUUCACCAGAUCACCAAGGUGUUCUUCCAGCAGAUAGAGGAGAUCUGGGAGCCCAUCGUGCCCGAGGUGGGUCUCGACCCGUUGACUGUCAAGCGAAACGUCCCCGCCAUCUGCAUUUUGCUGAGCAAAGAUCCGUUGGACGCUCAGGAGCCAGGGUACCAGGCGCCCGGGUCUUUCGAUGCCUUCUGGGUGGAAACGCUGAAAUCGGAGUCUCAGGGCCAAGCCAAGAGGAAGCAAGGGGCGGGCAGAGGGGCGGGCCGUGCCGGGAAGCAGCAACGUUCCGCCGGCCGAGAAGAGUCCGGCAAAAAGCCCUGACGGUCAGGAUUGGAAAGGAUUGCUGGUGGAGCCAACGCAACCCAGCUGCGUACUGGAUUUAAAACCGCUCGUGCUGGAAAGGCGAGAGAAGAGGGGCCGUGAAGGUCUAGGAAAGGCAUGCCAGUCUGAAUUUGGGGAGCAUUUGCAGCUCUGCCAGCUGAGCUUUGUUAUCUUAUUAUGUGACUUUUCUUGUUUGAAAAGGGGUUUGCACUGGAAAUGCUCAUCACGGGUUUUGUGUCUGGUAUGUUCUGGACCGGUGUGUUUUGAAUGUCAGUCAACGAAUGCGCAGUGAAUUUUCCUUAGAGGGAAAGAUAGCGGGGUUGGAUUUUUCGUGGUUGUUCUGCUAAUGGCAGUGGAAGGAACCUGCUAUGGGGCAGAAGCACCAUUUGGGGGCCAGAUCUGUGGGAUCCAGCUAGAAAGGAGCCUCCUGCAACAGACCAUGAGACGUCUCCUUUCCUCAUCUGCCCCCUGCUGCUAAGAGGGUAGCCCUUUCAAUGACCGGAUCUUUCCAGAUAGAUCAAGAAUCUUUUACUGUGGCCAAAAUCCGGUCAUCUAAGAGCAACGAGGAGCGGAUGCCCCAAUUCUGACGAAUGCUGUUGAUGGAGAUAUUACCUGGGGACACAAAACUCGCGUCGCGCUAAAGAGCAACGACCUUUCUAAAGGUUUGCCGGAACCGGUCCUGGAGAAAUUGACUGUGAAAAUGCCCUGUUGCCAACGGAUAGGCUUUCUUUUAAUGUAUGUGCCAGUAGGUAUGUUUGCAAAGGAAAAACUCAGAUGGCUUAAAACCAGGAAACGUUGGAAAGCUGGCCUGUCUUACCUUUCAAGUCCUACACCUAUAUUUUGGUCAAUAAAGCCCAUGUUUUCAA
Molecule: messenger RNA, 1477 nt
Organism: Sphaerodactylus townsendi
Lineage: Eukaryota; Metazoa; Chordata; Lepidosauria; Squamata; Sphaerodactylidae
Gene: RPP25L
Product: ribonuclease P/MRP subunit p25 like
Exons: 2
Coding region: 12-611 (199 amino acids)
Biological process (GO): tRNA 5'-leader removal
Cellular component (GO): ribonuclease MRP complex
Molecular function (GO): RNA binding
Source: RefSeq, a predicted model, not a curated record